CCUCCCUCCCACACACGGACUCCAUUUACACAUCUCAUUGCUGCAGAAAGGCUGCCAACAUCAAAGACUCCUCCCAUGUGCUAAUUGGCAGAGGGCAUGAGAAUAAGGCUACAGGAGUGAUGCAGGAAAGAGGGGCUUGUUUUCAUGGGGCACUGGCAUCAGUAUUGGAACAGGAAGAAUCAGUACUGCUGAAGCGGUCUCCACCUGAAUCGAGCUGGGACCAAUGUUCAAGUGAAAAGGGUGGACUGGGAAAAUCAUAUUGGUAGUGGAUUGCGAGAAAAGGAGAUAAUGGGAACUGCAGAUGCUGGAGAAUCUGAGAUAACAAAGUGUGGAGCUGGAUGAACACAGCCAGCCAAGCAACAGCUUAGGAGCAGAAAAGCUGACGUUUCGGGCCUAGACCCUGUGGAAUGUCUACGAGAUGGCAUUUUGAAGCAGCUGGUGGUGGAGCCCAUGAGGGAACAGGCACAGUACACUCUUGUCGAGAUCCCUGACUGGAUUGAAGCGAUGGAAGAUUGCCAGAUUUGCUGACUUGCAGGACAGGAAGUGAUUGAAGUGCCGGAAGAAUCUCCAAGACACAGGCAAGGAUGCCCCGAGGCACGGUAUAUUGGUGGGACCGUGCAGAUGCUACGACACUUGAUGAAUGGCUACCACGCAACAAUCACCAGACAGGGCUAUUCCCUCCCAGUCAGGGAACACUUCAAUGGCCAAGGACAUUCUGCCUCCAAUCUUCAGGCACAGUACACUCUUGUCGAGAUCCCUGACUGGAUUGAAGCGAUGGAAGAUUGCCAGAUUUGCUGACUUGCAGGACAGGAAGUGAUUGAAGUGCCGGAAGAAUCUCCAAGACACAGAGAAGAUGAAGCUUUCUGAAUAUUUUGCACGAAUUGGCUACACAGGACCUUGCAACAAAGCUGACCUGGAGACACUAAGCAAAUUAUUUGAAAACCAUGUCACAUCUAUUCCGUAUGAAAAUCUCAAUCCACACUGUGGAGAAACAAUUGAGGUCAAUGUGGAAGCAGUCUUUGACAAAAUGGUGAGGAAGCAAAGAGGUGGCUGCUGUGUGGAGCAUAAUGGCUUAUUCUGGUGGGUACUAAAGGAGAUGGGGUACAACGUGAUGUUUACAGCUGCAAGAUUGUACAAACCAGCAAAGGAUUGUUACGAAUCCUACCCAUCUCAUUGUAUCCUCAUAGUCACCAUUGAUUCUAAGAGUUAUGUUGCUGAUGUGGGCUUUGUAUCAUCCUACCAGCUACGACAACCACUGGAGCUGGUAUCAGGCAAAGAACAGUCUCAGCUUCCGGGCACAUUCCGCCUGACUGAAGAGAACAAUAUCUGGUACAUGGAUAAAGCUAUAAGGAAACUUCACAUUGAAGGUCAAAGCAGCAACAUGGUGAGACAGGAGUCGUGCAAGAAGAAGGUGGUUCUGACCAAAGUGACCCCCCUCCAGAAUGGCUCACAGAAUGAGGACACCCUGUCACAUCCAGUCCCAGCCAAGACAGGAAAUCCUGAGGCCAACCCUGCUGAGGAAGCACAUAAACACACAGAACGAUUGAAGUCUGGAUUCCAGAGCUCCUUCUCAGAGUGUGCUUUAGUCGCCGAGCCGUCUAACUGCUCCAUCCUAAAACUCUAUAAAUCGGAAUCUGAGGACUCGGGGGUUGAACUGCCCAGCGGCACGAACUCUCCGUCUACCCCCUCAGGAUCUGAACAGAGCUUUAACGUGCAUCGGAGGGAGUCGUCCUGUGACUCUGAGAUGGCUUUGAGCAUUGUGUCCUUGUCCCCGGGAGCUCAGCAUUGCCCAUUCACAGCUGACUGUCACAACCCCGACCAGUGUUCAAAAGAAGACCCAAGGCCCAGGGAGGCUCCAGUGCAGAUCAAGAAAUUACCCACAGCCACUGCGAAUUGGAAAAAGACCAACAACGCCAGCAGAAACACGAAUCAGAGUCCGACCGUUAUAAAUGAGGAAGUGGCCCAGCCCAGGCAUGUCUCCCUUGUUGAAAUUGUCAUUGCAGACACCAAUUCAGCAGCAAAACUGAACGGAGCAGGAAAACAUGUAAGUGAAACCCCUCUCAAUCAAGAGACACUGAAAAGACGACCAUCAAGCGACAGUCUGAACGACUACAUGGAGGAAUGCUGCAGGCUAAGUCAGGUGAACCAGGAAAAGGUGGGUGAUCGGGGCUCAGGCCUGGGCUACUUGGAGCACAUCUGCCAGCUCAUUGAGACCAUAGGCCAACUGCAGGACCAAAACAAGCAGUUGCAGAAGCAAGCAUGGAUCGCAGAGAGAGCGCUCAAGGUGAACAGGAUGAAGGAGGACUUUUUCCUGAAUCACUGUUCGUGUGGAGCUAUUGGGAUCUAUCAGAGUCUGGCAAACCUCCCUGAUCUCCAGAUAGGAUCUUGCAGCAGCUCUCCUAACCACGGGAUCGCCUUGAAGGGGGAGAACACAGCGCAGAGCAUAGGGAGGACAGAGAGCAAUAGCCAACAAGCUGAGGAUACACAGCCAAACAGCAGAGAUUGGAGCAGAAAGCACAUGUGCAGAAAAAUGUUAAGUCAGCAAGACCUGAUUCUUGGCCAUGAGGGACUGAGUGAGCACAAUUCUCACUGCCCGGACCACCAAGAUGAGGAAGGCCAAUCCACUGGGAAGAUCAAGCUCCUGCUUAGGAAUUCCAAGUUAAAAAAUCGCCCAGUCAGAGAUUCAUUCGUCAUGUUAAAGCAGUCCUGCCCUCAGCUUUAUAGGCCCGAAGACGGAAGAAGCAGUCCUCUGAUAAAGGAGACGAAUUCUGCCAGUGCAUGGGGCCUCAACAGGAACAGUGACUGGGAGCACACUCCCUGAUUAUUUGGGCAAAUUUAGUGAAAUAAGAACACUGUCCAGAGAAAGUCCGACAGCGAGUGACCAUCAAUCUGAUCCAGUCGAGGGGCAGUCUCUGGGGCUGCAGUAUCACCAUAGCACAGUUGGCACUACUGAGUAGCUGCUUUGAUCUAUCAUCCAGGGGUUUCUGGAACGUUAUUUUAAAUACAAAACAGACCAGUUUGUUAGAAGCCAGGUCAGCAAUGCUGAAGGCUAUGUUUAUCCCACCUUCUCUGUAACUGCAUGAGGUGCAGCAACCUUUUCUAUGUUUAUACUAUCCACUAAUUGACAAAAGUCCAACUUCAAGUUAUGCCAAAAGGAUUGUCAAAAAUGAUUAAAAACCAAAAGAAAUGCAGAUGGCGUAAAUGAAAUACAAAAACAGGAAUUGCUGGGAAAGGCAACAUCUGUGGAGAGAAAUCAGAGUUAACUCAAGUUCUGAGGAAGGGUCACUUGAUCCAAAAUGUUAACUCUGAUAUCUCUCCAUAGUUGCUGCCAGAUCUGCUGAGCUUUUCCAGCAAUUUCUGUUUUUGUCAAAUGAUUGCUUUAUCUUGUAUUGUUUUCAAUUUCUUCGUUCGAUUUCUGGCUCAAUCGCAACUAUGGUUACAGGUCUCGGACAUAUUUAGGGUAGUUCCAUUGAAGAGACUGGCUUCAAUGAGCACAUUUUUGCAGAUUAUGCAGCAUUUUUCCUUAGUCAGCAAUUUAAAUCUCCACAUGUUACUAUUAUUUCAAUUAUCACCAAUGCCCCCACAGUUCAUUCUGAAGGUCCAACCCUGAAGGCAGUGGUGCUCAUUGAGAGAAUGCUCAAAUCCAACCCCCACCCCAGCAUGUUUGAAUUAAGGGGUGUCGUUGCUUACUGAAGCCAGUCAAGAGAGGCCAAUGUCUGAUACUCCCCUGAUGACACCGGGAGAAGGCUCUGCCUCUGCCUAAACUGAGGCAGUUUCCCAAUUGGUUUGACUCUGAACACCUGGAAUUUCUUUUCAAAACUGGCAGUGAAGGGAUCACCAGGUCUCCAAAGAAAUACUGUGAAUAGCCAUAUUGGGCCAAUACAUGGAGUCUUACAUUAAUCUCCCAGAAAGGAUAAGACCGCAACAAGAUCUGAUCAGUAAAAUUGACGAGGGCAGAAAGAAUUAAUACUGUGCCUGAGCGGAAAUGUUUUAAAUUAUAUGACUCAACAGACCUUCUUCUUCGAAAGUUGUUUUGCUUUUAAACAAUGUGAAUACUAUGAAAAGUUUAUUACACAUUAUCUUUCAUAUAUAGAUAUAUUUAUCAGAUUGAUCUAACUGUGAAGCUUUAUCUGUGUAAUUUCAUAAAUAGUCAGUCACAGACUUCUAUGUAACUCAACAAAAUGCCCUAGGAUGGUUCUGGGUACUAAUA
This is a messenger RNA of Stegostoma tigrinum, 4210 nucleotides long. RefSeq lists its product as uncharacterized. The record is from RefSeq and is a predicted model, not a curated record. The coding region runs from base 854 to 2821 and encodes 655 amino acids. The transcript has 15 exons. Gene Ontology annotation, molecular function: acetyltransferase activity. Lineage: Eukaryota; Metazoa; Chordata; Chondrichthyes; Orectolobiformes; Stegostomatidae.